Molecule: messenger RNA, 990 nt
Organism: Eriocheir sinensis (Chinese mitten crab)
Lineage: Eukaryota; Metazoa; Arthropoda; Malacostraca; Decapoda; Varunidae
Product: high mobility group protein DSP1-like
Exons: 1
Coding region: 83-748 (221 amino acids)
Biological process (GO): regulation of transcription by RNA polymerase II
Molecular function (GO): DNA-binding transcription factor activity; sequence-specific DNA binding; DNA binding, bending
Source: RefSeq, a predicted model, not a curated record
AGAGCGUCACUCACAAGCCGGAGCGUGUGAGAGAGAGUCGUGCGCCAACCACCUCAGUUCGAGUGCCUCCUUCAGUGCCAGCAUGCCGCGUGGACGCCCCAAGGGCACCGGGAUGGCGGUCGACAUGCCACGAGGGAGGAUGUCUGCCUACGCCUUCUUUGUACAGACGUGCCGCACGGAACACAAGAAGCUUCACCCUGACGAGAACGUGAAGCUUGCAGAGUUCUCACGCCAGUGUUCUGAGCGCUGGAAGACCAUGUCUGAAGAGGAGAAGAAAAAGUUCCACGACUUGGCGGACCAGGACAAAAUACGCUACAACACCCAGAUGCAGGGUUUCACACCACCCGGGGGACGUCGCGGAAGGCGGGGGCGAGGUUCCAAGCCGCCUAAGGACCCCAACAAACCCAAGCGCGCCCUCUCCGCCUUCUUCUUCUACGCCAACGACGAGAGGGCCAGCGUGCGCGCUGCCAACCCCGACUUCUCCGUGGGCGAGGUGGCCAAGGAGCUGGGCAGGCAAUGGAACGAGUUGGGCGAGACUGAGAAGCUGAAGUACGAAAAGUUGGCCGAGGCGGACCGCGCCAGGUAUGACCGUGAUAUGACUGUGUACCGAGCUGGAGGCGCCCCCGCGAAGAAGCUGAAGACCACCAAUGGACACCCCGCACUGGUAAAACACAACGACGAGGACGAUGAAGAAGAAAACGGCGUGGCUCCUGACGACGACGACGACGACGAGGAAGACGGGGAUUAAAUACCUGCAUUAGUGAGGACGAUGGUGUUGGUGACAGUGUGGUGAUAGUGUUUACGGAUAUGAUGUACAAACUUAUUUUUAUACGGCUAAGCUCUGUACAUUUUAGAGUGUAAGGCGGCCCAUGGGCCUCUCAAGGAUCUUCACCACAACAACGUGUAUCAGGACCACGUACUUAAUGACCUCAUUUUAUGAACGUUUUUAAUUUAGUUUUUAUAUUUUGUAUCAAUAAAGUAGAAAAUGAC